This is a messenger RNA of Nezara viridula (southern green stink bug), 270 nucleotides long. Lineage: Eukaryota; Metazoa; Arthropoda; Insecta; Hemiptera; Pentatomidae. The record is from the annotation of a GenBank genome assembly.
AUGGUUUGGAUGACUUGUCAGACCAAAAGAUACCACGGCACCGCAAGGUCUCGCCAGGAUCCGCAAUCGGCGGAACCCAGACAGUCUCAAGGAUCUUUAGUCCUGUCUAGCAAGAUUAUGUCAUCCUUCGAUACCAUAGAUCUACCGGGGGCUUUAAGAACCUCAACAGAGAGAAGACGUGGAUACGCAGGGAUGGCACGACUCACUGAGCUCCGUUCCUGCGCAGUCUGGGCUGCUCCCCUCCGCCCCCCUCACCCCCUCCAGGGGUAG